AUGCACGACACAAUGGUCGGUCCGCCUGGAUAUCAUGGCAGCUUGGUUGCCUUCGAAGGCCCACCAGAUACCAUCUCGACACAGCUGCGACUACUCCCAAGCUCCCCGAGGAUCCUGAUAAUACCACCACUUCAACACUUCAUGAACUCAGAGGCCGCUGAUCGGCCAUUCGAAGCACACUCGCAUAUUCUCAGGAUUCAUCAAGCGUGCCAUGCUCGAGCUGAAACGGCCCGCUCAUUUCUACACGACUCUUCCCCAAACAACAAACGACUGGCGUUCAUGCAUGGAGGCUCAGCCAGUGCCCAGAUGGACUCUAUCGCUGCCAUCAGUGAGCAUGUGACGAGUGGGGAUGUUACCAAGGCGGAAGCCAUCUUCCAUGACCUUGUCCAACACGGCGUUGCAGGCUUGAAGCGACAGGGCAGUGUUGGACCAGAUUCCAAGUCAGCCCACAGCAAUCACAUCUGCAGAGAGCGGAACAACGAAGAUGACGAAAUACAUGAAUAUUCGGCUUGGGAGGCGAUGAAAGCGGCUGACGCUUUGGAUCUCAAAACAGCCUCACUGCAGCCGAACACUGAGCUCGACCUUACGGUUGGCGGUAGGUUGCGGAGUACGAGCGUCCCAGUUCAAUCCUUAACGGAUGACCCAGAAGACGUUGCUCCGUUCUAUGUCUUUGGCGCUUCUGGAGGUGCCCGUCGCCCGAUUCUGCUGAAUCGAAAAGUUACAAACAGUGAUCCCCUCCCUUUGGAUCAUGACAGACAUGGCCGUGCAGCCCCCCGAGUGGAAAGAUGGCGGGCACGCAUGGCGAGCAGAGAUCAGCUCAGGGAUCAAAAUGCCAUCCCGCGGUCUCCAAGUUGCAUUGGGGAAGCUUACCCGAAGCCCGCUCUGUCCUCGUCACAGCUCAGCAUACGCAGUCCAAUGUCUGCCGGUUUUGGGUCGAUCCCAGGUACACCUGUUAGCAUUGGUGAAGCUCUCGUCGUUGAUGUUCGAUCUUCUUCUCCUGUCAAAAACCCCCCUCGGGCCCAGGACAUCUCACUUCGCAACUAUUCCCUGUCAGCAGAACCACGUCUACGGAGUGUCGAUCGUUCGGGGUCUACAAUUGAAAAGAGGAGCUCUGCCUCUUCGGAAACGUUGAUUACCUGCACGAAAGGCUACGGCAAGACACCACGGGCAACCCUUGCCAGGCCGAGUAAGACUAUGAUCAGGCGCGAUCCACCCCCUCCUCUUGACCUUCAGGUCAAGAUACCCAAACGACCGGCGUCUUACGUCGACCAGGGCACGAGUCCAAUUCAUGUGUACGUCCAUCAGAGUACGUCGACAGAAUCCAACUACCUGGGUCGAGGUUGCAAUGGCAAGAACCAGGGCGCGUUUCUCGAUCUGGAGGAAGAUGUUGACCUUGAUGUGGAUGUGCCUUUUCGGACAGCCCUACCUAUGGUUGAAGACUUGGUCAUACAUUUCAAAGGCGAGGAAGCCAACCAACGACUGGAAGCUGCCAUACGAGCCUUCGAAACGGGUACCUACCCGGUGUCUAUGCCACCAGUUCUGACAGAGAGCAAUGGGAACCCCGAAAGACAGAGCAAUCCAAGCUCCAUAGAGCCGACAGCGGUCGCGGGGAAUAAGAUAUCAGCAGGCCAAGAAGACCGCUGCGAGCCGACGCCCACAUACCAUUCCGACCCGAAUGAGUAUGACCCCUUUGCGUCUCACGGGGACUAUCUCCAACCACCGACGGCUUUCUCAGCCAAACCAGCCUUGCGUGCUUCAAGACCCGUUGCAUCAGGUCCACCAACUCCCGCUCAGACGCCUCCACCUCGGGAAACAAGGUCGGGGAAGAGCUUCCACGAGCUCAAAACAACGGACUGCAAAACAGCUGUAUGCGUGCAGAACAAACUGAGGUCAGUCCUCAACAUUUACUUCUCUCCAGAAGACAUAGGAUACUAUCACCUCAAUUUCCCCCUAUUACCUGGACUCAGCAGUCUGUGGAAGCCGGUAUUUCGGGAGUCAGAGGUGAACGGUCUGGGCAACGAGAAGCGCAAGAUCGACCUCAUCCUCGCCAUUGGGGCCCAGAAGGGUGUUGAUCGGGAGUUCCUGGGCGCCCUCAGCGGCUCUCUAGAGAAACUGGGAACGAAGCCAAACGGAAUAACGCGGAGCGGCAGGCUCGAUCUGAGAUAUCUCAUCGCAAAUGCCAUGCAGGCUUUCACCGCGCAACCGCUCGCGAGCCAAACCCAGGACAAUCCGUUUUCGAACCCGCUGCUGCUAGCAACACUGAUCAUACCGUACCUCGAGAUGUACGUUGCGGCCCAUAAUGGAACACGGUUUCUCCUGCUCGAAUUCCCCCCUGAACACCUCACGACCGUUUUGGCCUUGCAACGACUGGUAGGACUCGAUCUGCUCAAGGUCGCCGGAAUUCUGGACUCUGAAGCCAAAGAGCCGAAAGCCUGCCGGGAAAGCAAGCCCCAGUCACAAACGAGCACGCACUCGGCGGCCAAGCCAAUGUCGGGGCUGUCCGCGAACAGCCCGAGGACAGGCAUGAAGUCGCCAGAGCCACCAUCAUUCUCCAAAGCGAAUUUUCUGCUCACAUCUAGCGCUACCGAAUCCGAGAUCGCAACGCUGAUUUCGGCAAUAUGGAAGAUACUGAUCGACACCUCGAGCUUCUACAUUCCCGAGGGAGCCGCGCCAAGGUCCGCCAUGGCCAUCGACGGAAACUCGACGCGAAAGUACAAUCGCGGUUCGAGGGACAGACCGCUGACACAGACGCCUCUCAUCGACACCAAGCAGCGGUACAGCACCAACGCACCGCUAGCCAGCGCGACUGCUAUGCUGGGCUUCGAGAGCGCGGCAUUCGCACCGUGCCCGCCGUCGAACUACGUAUCGAGCGGCACCGACGCCGCCGACGCGAGCAGCAUCCCGGCCUUCCCCGCGCCGCCCGCGGGCGCGAGCACAAGGCGCUACUCGCUGGCGCCGUCCGUCUCGGGGACGAUCAAGAGCAGCCGCACGGUCAAGACGAUGCACAGCCAGCGCAACAAGCUGCGAUACAAGCUCGGACGCGAAAUCGACGGCUCCAGCAACAACACCGAUGCCACUUACACAGCGACGAACCAGACAACGCCGGCAGGGCAGAGGCCCGGCAGCGGGCGCUCGGUGUCGUACUUCGACAUCUCUGAGGAGGAGGACGACGACGAAGACGGCACGAGCUUCGCCGCCGACGAGCGCCGGUAUAUGCCACUAUGGCGCGAGCAACACCAGCAGCCGAACGCGCCGUUCCGCAAGGGAAAUAGUCGGAAGGCUCUCAAGUGGCUUGGGCUUGCUACUUGA
Anthostomella pinea is the source of this 3309-nucleotide messenger RNA. The record is from the annotation of a GenBank genome assembly. Lineage: Eukaryota; Fungi; Ascomycota; Sordariomycetes; Xylariales; Xylariaceae.